This is a messenger RNA of Anopheles coustani, 1782 nucleotides long. Its product is annotated as 5-hydroxytryptamine receptor-like. The record is from RefSeq and is a predicted model, not a curated record. Bases 1 to 1782 code for a protein of 593 amino acids. Gene Ontology annotation, molecular function: G protein-coupled amine receptor activity. Gene Ontology annotation, cellular component: membrane. Lineage: Eukaryota; Metazoa; Arthropoda; Insecta; Diptera; Culicidae. Gene Ontology annotation, biological process: adenylate cyclase-activating adrenergic receptor signaling pathway. The transcript is spliced from 8 exons.
AUGGAUUUCCAUAAAGCGCCACCACCCCGCCCGCCAAGCCUGGCCACGGUUGCCCUCUCCAAGGCGAACGAGCUGUACGAUGAUAUAUUCAUCGACAGUGGUAGCCCCGAUUCGUACCUGAGUGCCGACGUCGGUAGCAUCGGUAAUGAGACGUUCUUCAACUACUCGGCGAAUGCGUUCGCAAACGCCACCGAGCUCGGGCCGGGCCUCAACGGUACCGCCGAGGAACCGCUGGCCGAUGUGAUCGUGAUGGCGGUCACAUCGCUCGUGCUAGGACUGAUGAUUUUAGUUACGGUAAUAGGAAACGUUUUCGUAAUAGCUGCCAUCAUUUUAGAGCGUAAUUUACAAAAUGUAGCUAAUUAUCUGGUCGCCUCGUUGGCCGUCGCCGAUCUGUUCGUGGCGUGCCUGGUGAUGCCGCUGGGUGCCGUGUACGAGAUAAGUCGUGGCUGGAUCUUGGGUCCGGAACUGUGUGAUAUUUGGACGUCGUGCGAUGUGCUCUGCUGCACGGCGUCCAUCUUGCAUCUGGUAGCGAUCGCUACCGACAGAUACUGGGCGGUGACGAACAUCGACUACAUCCACUCCCGAACGAGCCGGCGCGUGUUCACGAUGAUCUUUCUCGUGUGGUUCGCGUCCGUGAUCGUGUCCCUGGCGCCGCAGUUCGGCUGGAAGGACCCGGAGUAUCUACAACGAAUAGAGCAGCAGAAGUGCAUGGUUUCGCAGAACAUUGCGUACCAGGUGUUCGCCACGUGCUGUACGUUUUACGUUCCUCUCUUUGUUAUACUAGUGUUGUAUUGGAAAAUUUAUCAAACGGCCAGACGGCGGAUACACCGACGGGGGCCAAAACAUACCGUCACGCCAAACAGUAGCAAUCAGGAGGAAACACCAAAGCCAAAGUCCAAGAUAAGAUUUCACCUGAAGAAAAAGUUCACCAACCCGACCAAAUCGGCCGUUUCCUCGCUCGGGCUGGUCGAGGGCAACUCCACCAACACGGUCAACACCGUCGAGGACACGGAGGACAGCACCAACGCGGAAAAGAAGGGCCUCGAGACGACGUUCAGCGGGGACGAGGGCAACAAUGGCCCGGUGCUCGCUAGCAACAAGCAAAUACCGACGGUUUCGUACGAGGUCACGCAGCGGCAGCUCGGCGAUGCGGAAUCGAACAACAACAAUCGGGCGACCGCGAACAGCAAAACCAGCCCCAGCGGAAACGGCGGUACCCUGCAGCCUCCCCCCACCGACACCGCCGCCUGCCCGAACGAUUCCAGCCAGAUUGCGUCACCAUUGUUGCAGCAGCAGCAGCAUCAGCAGAAUGUGCACCAGGAAGUGCAUCAAAAUCAAACGCCAAAGGCGCAGCACACGGCGACCCACCUUUCGCCGGCAACGGUCACACCCGGCGCGGCCGGUGCCCCGGGGCUGCAGGGGGCCGGCGGCGGAUCCACGCUGAACAUCGCCAGCACGUCCAACCCGCACGCGCAGGUCUCGAAGCGCAAGGAAACGCUCGAGGCGAAGCGGGAACGCAAGGCCGCCAAAACGCUGGCCAUCAUUACGGGCGCGUUCGUCGUCUGCUGGCUGCCGUUCUUCCUCACCGCCCUGCUGCUGCCGCUGUGCGAGAGCUGCGCCAUCAACGACACGGUCGCGUCGCUCUUCCUCUGGCUCGGCUACUUCAACUCGACGCUCAACCCCGUCAUCUACACCAUCUUCAGCCCGGAGUUCCGGCAGGCCUUCAAGCGCAUCCUCUUCGGCACGCACCGGUCCAGCAAGUACCGGCGCGGCAAGCUGUAA